This is a messenger RNA of Purpureocillium lilacinum, 4410 nucleotides long. RefSeq lists its product as uncharacterized. The record is from RefSeq and is a predicted model, not a curated record. Gene Ontology annotation, biological process: transmembrane transport. Gene Ontology annotation, cellular component: membrane. NCBI's taxonomy places the organism in Eukaryota, Fungi, Ascomycota, Sordariomycetes, Hypocreales, Ophiocordycipitaceae. Gene Ontology annotation, molecular function: ATP binding; ABC-type transporter activity; ATP hydrolysis activity.
AUGUCUGUCUUCGACUCACUCAGACGCGGCAUGGCCUACAUUGGCACCUCGCUCGCCGUGCCGGACCAAGUAUCGUGGCUCAACAACGUGCAGGUUGUCCCUGCCGCAACCCUCUCCAACACGGACAAGCAAGUUCUCUACGCCCUCACCGCACUCUCAAUCGUCACAUUCACCCUCUAUGUCUUUCGAAACAAGAUCCUCUCGCUCUUACCGCGAUGGCUCCAGCCGUUCGCACAAGAAAUCGGUCCGGGGCCUGCCAAGCGCAAGUCCUGGACGCACUGGACCCUGAUCCUUGGUCUCUUGGCCCUUGCGGGACUCGCCUUGUCCAUCGUCCCCGCGUGCCUGAAUCCUAAACAACUCAUCGCCAUACUCGAGGUCGUUCCGUGGCUCGGAGCGACUCUAUUGACGGCUUUUGAUCGUCCUACUCACACUCCGCGCAUCCUCCUCCUGCACUACACGUUCAUUGUCGCCGCCGGCCUCGCCACCUAUGCCGUCCAGUUCCUCGACCAUGCAGUGGAGGCCCUUGACACCUACCGCGUGGCGCGGAUCGCCAUCGCCAUCGCCGCCGUCCUUUCCAUCGUCAACAUGCCCAUCCGUAACCCGGCAUGGGAAAAUGAGGACAUUGGCAACCCCAACCUCCCUCCGUCCCACGACGUCCGCAGUCCGGAGGACAACCUAACACUCUUCCGCUUCUGGGCCAUGACCUGGGUCUUCCCCCUCGCUCGCAUCUGCCGCCACAAGGAGAUUACCGAGGAGCAGGUGUGGCAGCUGCCGUUCGAGUUCCAGCACACGCGCUUAUACAUGGCGUUCCGUGAACUCAAGGGCAAUCUGAUCCCCUGCCUGAUCGAAGCCAACGGCCUGGAUCUCUCCAUCGCCACUCUUCUGGCGAUUGUGGAAAAGGUGGCGGAAGUCUCUAACAUCCGACUGACAAGCAAACUCUAUGCUUCUUUGGACAGACAGAGGCCGGAUGAGGCGUAUUUUUGGUGUCUUGUCAUGCUGUCUCUCGACUUUGGGCGGCAGCUGUGCAAGACCACUUCGUCGUGGUACUCGCGCAAAGCGUAUGAGCGAUCGCGAGGAGAGACCUUCAUCGGAUUGUUCCGAAAGCUCCUGACCCGGGCUGUCCCUGGCUCCGACGUCACAGAGAAGGGCCCAGCGGAAGACAACGUCCUCGCUACCGGGGCCUCGCAACCCGCGAACAAGUUCCAGCGAAUUUUUAGCAAGAGUGCCGGCGGGAAGAAGCAGGCCAAGCCACCAAAGGACGCGCCCAGCCAGCCAGCAUCCAACGCCAAGGUCGUCAACCUCGUCCGCGGCGAUACCUACGAAAUCUCGCAGCGCUUCUGGGAUUUGCCGAAGCUCGUCUCGCAGCCCAUCAAAGUCGGGGUUACCAUUUAUUUCCUUGUCGACAUCAUGGGCUGGCCAUCGACCCUCGGCUUCGGACUCAUGGCCCUCGUCCUGACGGUCAACUCUUUGCUUGUUCGCGAGCUUGUCAAGAUGGAGCGUCAGAGGACCGCCCAUUCCGACAAGCGCGCACAGGCAGUCGCCCACUUUGUCGAGGCCAGCCGCCCGCUCAAGCUCAAUGGUUGGACCGCCUCGUGGAGCGAUAGAAUCUUCCGGUUCCGUCUUCGCGAGAUGCUCAAGCGGCUGCAGAUGGCACGCGUCACGGCUCUCAUCUCGACAAUCAACGUUGCUGGCGGCACGUCGUAUCCCCUGGCGAGUAUUUGUCUCUAUACGGUGGUCCUUCGGCAGAGCCUCCCGAACGGUGUCAUCUGGCCGGCACUGCAACUAUUCAGCCAACUCGAGAGCAGCGUCAAGGAGGCGUUUGAUCUUAUUGCUGCCUACUGGAAGGCAAUCAUCCCCGUCGAGCGUGUCAACAAGUAUCUGGACGAGCCCGACCGUGACGACACCGGCAUGAAAUCCUCAUUUACGAUGGAUAUCAAGUUUCAGGACGCAUCCUUUUCGUGGCCCUCGACGCAGCACACCGUACUGCAUAAAUUGAACCUGAGGUUCUCCGAAGGCUUGACCAUCAUUCGGGGCAAGGUCGGCUCUGGCAAGUCCAGUUUGCUACUAGCCACACUGAAUGAGAUGGAACUGCACGAAGGUGACAUGCUGCGCCCGGACGAACCCAUAGGGUACGCCCAGCAGCUGCCCUGGCUGCAGAACAAGACGAUCCGCGAAAACAUCCUGUUCCAUCAGAAGUUCGACCCCGUGCGAUAUCGACAGGUUAUCAACGCAUGCGCACUGGCUCCCGACCUGCAGGUGUUUACCGACGGCGACCAGACGAAACUCGAGGAGGGCGGCGUGGGGCUUUCCGGCGGCCAAAAGGCUCGCGUUGCCCUUGCGCGGGCAGUGUACAGCCCGAGUCGCAUUCUUCUUCUCGAUGAUCCCCUGGCGCCGCUUGACCACGAUACCGCUAGCAACAUCGUCCGACGCUUUCUCCAAGGGCCGCUUGCCGAGGGGCGCAUCAUCGUCAUGGUUACUCAUCGGGACGAUUUGGUCCUUCGCAUCGCCGACAAGGUCAUAGAUAUGGACGACGGCCGCGCAAAGGUGUUGUCGAACGAAGAAAUCAGGCUGGAGCUCGAGCAUCCGAUCCACACCCCAGACAGUCAUAGCGCGCACGAGGAUUCCGAGCAUGAGCAUGACGAAGCUGACGACGCAGUGUCGGGUCUGAAAGACGCGCCGGAGGAGCCCGCAGAGACGGGAAGCGUGCCCCUUUCCGUAUACCUCGGCUAUAUGAAAGCCGGCGGAUGGAAUAUGUGGGUGCUGCUGGCAGUCUUCUACGGCCUGUCUCGCACUUCCGACAUUGGGCGCGCCCGUCUGCUCGAAGCCUGGGGCAACGCGACGGCGUCCCAGGCAGCAGGCUCGCUCGAAGGGCCCUGGGGCCUGCCCAACCCAGCGAUCCGUCCAGACAUCUGGAUCUACAUCCUUGCCGGCUUGUCCGCCGCGCAGACUACCACGUACGCCGUGGCCCAGCUGCUGCUCGCAAAGAUCAGCAUCGAUGCGGCGCAAAACCUGUUUAGGGUUGCCAUUGAGAGAAUCAGCAAGGCCACAUUCCGGUACCAUGACGUGACGCCGACGGGCCAGCUCAAGAAUCGCCUGAUUGCGGACAUGGGAAUGGUAGACGGUGGGAUCCUCGCGCCGCUGGAGGCGUUCGUGUUCAACCUGAUUGCUCUUGUGCUCAGCAUGAUCGCCAUCAUGUUGCAGCAGCCGAUCUUGCUCGCUAUCCUCGCCGCUGUGGCUAUCCUGUUCGUCUACUUUUUCCGGUACUACGUGCCCGUGUCGCGCUGCCUGCGGCGCAUGGAGAUGCGCUACCUGACGCCCAUCAUCGCCAACAUCGGCGUCAUGCAGGACGGGCUCGUCACCAUCCGCGCUCUCAGGGCGGAGGAGCACUUUCAGGACCGCCACUUGGACGCCGUGGACGAUUUCCAGACGCAGGAUCACUUCUUCUGGAGCAUGGCGUUUUGGCUCGACUUCCGCCUCAGCAUGUCGUCGGCGUCCACGCGGGCCGUGCUCGUCGCCUUCAUGGUGUGGCGCGGCACGCCGGCGAGCGCUGUUGGUUUCGUCCUGACGCAGUCCUCCAUUGCCAUGGCAGCGGUGCAGCAGCUCUGCGAGAAGUUCGCGCAGCUUCAGCUCGACGCGGUCUCGCUCGAGCGCGUCAAUAUGCUCAACAGGAUCCCCGAGGAGCCAAGCGGCGACGACACCCCGCCGGACGACUGGCCGCGCCCCUGCGAUGCCGUGAGAUUCGAGGACGUGUCGUUUAGAUAUGCCGACGGGCUGCCAGACGUGCUAUACAAGGUCGCGUUUGAGAUUCCCGGUGGAUCAACAUGCGCCGUCCUGGGCCGGACGGGGUCAGGCAAGUCGACAAUCGCAAACGCGCUGCUCGCCACCGAGACGGCCAGCAACGGCGCGAUAAAAAUUGGCAGCAUCGACCUCGCCAAGGUGAACCGCACCGAGCUGCGCAAGCGCGUCACCUUUGUGCAGCAGGACCCGACGCUCUUCCCCGGCACGCUGCACGACAACCUCGACCCUGAAGGCAAGUUCAGCGACGAGGCGUGCCUGAACGCCAUCCACCGCGUGCUAGGUCCGGAUUGGGGCCUCGAUUCGACCAUAGAUGCAGGUGGCAAGAACCUGAGUCAAGGCCAGCGGCAGCUCGUCAGCAUUGGGCGCGCGGUGCUGCGGCGCAGCGGGCUCGUCAUCUUGGACGAGGCAACGGCGUCGAUCGACAGGGCCACUGCUGCGCUGGUGCAGAGGAUAUUGAGGGAUGAGCUGGCGGAUAGCACGGUUAUAACGAUUGCACACCGAUUAGAAGCAGUCGAGGACGCGGACUGGUGUCUCCGGCUAGACAAGGGGCAGGUUGUAGAAUGUGGGCCAGCUAAAGGUUUGAGAGGGAGCGACGAUGAGGAUGAGCAAUGA